This is a messenger RNA of Chaetomium globosum CBS 148.51, 942 nucleotides long. RefSeq lists its product as uncharacterized. The transcript is spliced from 2 exons. Gene Ontology annotation, molecular function: catalytic activity. Bases 1 to 942 code for a protein of 313 amino acids. The record is from RefSeq and is a predicted model, not a curated record. NCBI's taxonomy places the organism in Eukaryota, Fungi, Ascomycota, Sordariomycetes, Sordariales, Chaetomiaceae.
AUGGGUAUCUUCCGAACCGAUACCGAUGGCGCCAGCCUCUUCUACCGUUACUACAUCCCCUCUUCAUCCCCCCACAGGCCUGCAACAACCACCGCACGGCAGCCGCUAACGUUGGUCUUCCUCCACGGGUGGCCCAUGUCCUCGCGCAUGUUCGACCAGCUGAUCGUCCCGCUGGUCGAAACGCACCGCUUCCCCGUCAUCGCCCCGGACCGCCGAGGGUUCGGCAACAGCGACUGGACCACGCCGAGGACGGGCGAGGUGGUCUUCGAGACCUUCGUGCAAGACGCCGCUGCCCUUCUCGAGCACGUCAUGAGACCCAACCCGGGGCCCUUCGUUUUCGUGGCCGCCAGCAUGGGCAGCGUCGAAAGUGUCCUCGCCCGCGCCGCCAGCCCGUUCUUGCGCGAACACUGCAAGGGGUUCGUGUGGAUGGGCCCCAAUAUGCCCUACCCGGCGAGCUGCGAGGAGUGCCCCGAUGCCCCGAGCGCCGAGGUCUGGGAUGGGCUCAUCCAGGGCUUGCGGGGGCCCACUGCCAAGGACUUCAUCGCCCAGGCGAUUCCGGGGCUCUUCCGGCCCGACUUGGGUAAUCAGGUCAGCCAGGAGAUGAUGCAAUUCUUUGAGAGGCUCAUCCACCAAGCCGAUCCCGUCGCCAUCGAGCGAACGGCGGUGGUGUUGCAGAGACCCAUGAUUGAGGAGCUCAAACAGUGGGCCGCGGCCGGUGCUGCCGAUGAGAAGGAGAAGUUGGCGGUUCUGAUACUCCAUGGCGAUGCCGACUCCGGCACACCAAUCGACUCAAGCUCUGUUUUGAUCCACAAUAUUUUGCCGUGGUCUCAGUUCAAGAUCUACAAAAACGCAGGACAUGGGCUGUACUUGACACAUGCUCAGCAGGUAUUGGAUGACAUGCUUGCUUUCCUCGAGCCGAUCAUUUCUCAGGGCCAACAAUAG